UGAGCCACGUGAGUGUUGUCAUCUUCGUUACAGUUUUAAAGCAAGCAGUUACUUGUGUGAAAUAAUCUUUCAUUUGCACGUGAGAUGUUUCAGGCUCAAUUGAAUCUCAAGCAUUUCGAGCAGGACAUUGACGGGAGAAAAGAAGAUUGGCGGAUUAAACAAGAUAUUCUGGAUAGAACUAGCAAUAUCGCCCUUUUUUUCUAAAUAGACAGAACAGCCAAUUUUACUAGUUUAUGGUUAUAAAGCGUAUUUUUAACCGGCCGGGAUAUACAUGUGUUGCUAUGUAGCUGAUACGUGUGUGUUAUAUACUUUGGAAGCGUGAAAAUAUCAAACAACCCAAAUGAUUGGUGUCAACGUGUAAGCAAGUUGGUCACUAAGUACUUUGCAUUAAAGCGAGAGCUGUUUAUUGAAACCUGGUCGCAUUAAAAUGAAAUCACAUUUUUUGGCCAGGGCGGAGUACCUGUAUAGGUUCAUGUCUCAUCAUUAGUACACAGGAUGAAGUUGCAAUAUGAAGAAAUGGGUGUUCGAGGACUAACUAGUUACAUAGCGAAACACUCGGACCAGUACCUGGAGCCACAUGAACUGAAAGACUGUUACAUUGUUAUUGAUGGCAACAGUUUAGCAUCACAGCUUUACAACUGUGUAUCCAAUUGUAAUUGUGUGUUUGGUGGGGAUUAUGAUGAAUAUGCCAAUUGUGUGAAAGAUUUUUUUUCUCUCCUAAAGAGUUGUAAUGUCACUUCACUGGUAGUCUUUGAUGGUGGAUAUGAAACAAGAAAAUUACCCACUGUUCAUGCCAGGUUGAAAAGGAGACUUUUAGUGGCUAAAAUUAUUACUCCUGUAACACAGUCCAAAUUGAAAUGUUUUCCACUCUUCAUGAAUGAGGUUUUCAGAAAUGUGUUAAUGAGCAUGCAGAUCCGUUUUGUUCAGUCUGACUUUGAGGCAGACUCUGAGAUUGCGGCCAUAGCUCAAAGACUUGGAUGUCCAGUUCUUAGUUAUGAUUCAGAUUUUUAUGUGUAUGAUGUUCUGUACAUUUCAUUCUCUACUGUCAUUCUGGAGCCAACACAGUAUGAUUCUGCAUAUGAUAAGCAUAUGAGGAACCAUAUCAACUGUCAGAUUUACAACAUAGAGAAAUUUCUUGAUUCUCAUGGUGGUUUGGACAAAUCCAUGCUUCCUGUGAUGGCUGCUUUGCUGGGAAAUGACUAUAUUGAGCAUCAAGUGUUUGAACACUUCUUGUCACAAAUUCAAUUGCCAAAGAAUCAUUCUGUAAGCAAAACUCAACGGCAAAUUAUGGGACUCUCUGAAUGGUUAAGGAAAGAAACUGUUGAGACAGCUGUUAAAAAGAUCCUUAACCAUGUUAAGAAAAGUCAGCGUAAAAGUGUUGCAAAACAAUUGAAGGCAAUAAUAGCUGGCUACAGUACAAGUUCAAGUAGUUUAUUUCGCUACUUGGAUAUAUCAGUGGAAGGCUAUUCAAAAUUAAGAUGCAACUCUGUCACUGCUACUGCUACUGCAAAUGUGGAAAGGAAGGAUUCUGUAUUCCACUCAAUUUGUGAUUCAGAAAGUGACACCAAUUCACACCAGUCUGCUGUUACUGAAAAUGAGGACAAGCAGGAAAUGAAAAGCAAUGGAGAAUGUUAUAAACCAUUUCGGUGUGGUAUAGAUAUGCUGCCACAAAAUUUAUUUCCUGAUUGGUUCAAGGACAACUUACAUUGUGGAAACCUUCCACGAUGUUUCAUCAAUAUGCUUGUUCAUCAGAUCCACUUCUCUGCACCUCAGGUUGAGGACUUCUCAUUACCAUUCUCCCACAGAAUUAGUCUUCCAAUCCUGUGUGUUAUAUUUGGCCUUCUGACAGCUGGAAAUGCUACACAUAAACCAGAGUUAUGCUAUGUUGCAUAUAAAGAAAAUGCUCAGCCCCAGACUCUUAUUGUGUUGCCCGUAUAUGGUACUGCUUCACUGAAUGAGUUUCCCCCAUUGGAGGAAUUACCUGACCUAGCAUUAUCUGCUAGGAGACACCUGCUAUAUGAUGCCAUGGGUUUUAAUGUUAAUGACAUCCUUAUUUUGGAAGGUUUUCCAGAUGAUUGGAAAAUAUUUAUUGUUGCCUUGAUUUACUGGGGCAGGAAUGUGUCUGAACCAUCGCUUACAGAGCAUCAUAUUCAUGCAGUAUUAUUUAGCAUAAUUUGUUUGAAUAUUGUUGAUAGACAUGUAGGAUACUGUAGGUCAAAGAAGACUUUCUUGAAACUGAAUGGAACCAAACUUCAGAAAGUUGUUAAAUUACAGAGCGUGAAAGAAAAUGAAUACAAAACAGGCAGUGGUACAUUUCAGAGUGCCAAAACAGGACAGUUAGAAAUGUUUGAAAAUAAUCUGCCCAGUCAUAAAGACAUUAGCUGUGUUACAGUGACAGAAGCUGUGGCAACAGUGUCCAGUGAAGAUUGUUUUUGUUUAGUUGAAACCAUAUUACCAUAUCACAAGAUGGAUGAGUGCCUGAAGAGUAGACCAUUGCUGUUUUGUGUGAGUGUGGUGCACAUAUUUGCCCAGUUUCAGAGCUGCUUGCUUCAUGUCAUGCACCUCAAUUCUCUGCUUAGCUUACCUUUCAUACAAUGUCAAGUUGAAAACUUUUAUUCAGGAACUUUAAUUUAUAAUGCAUAUCUGAACUUCAAGAAACAUUCAGAUGUUGAGGACUAUGUCCUGACUCAACUUUUAAAAUGUUCUCCCUCAGUAGCUGGUUUAUACAGUACUAUGGUAAAAUUAGUAAGAGAUUUUCUCCCAGACUUAUCAGUUACACAGAGAAAGAAGAAGGAAAAUAAAAGGAAGAAGAAGAAUGAUUCAAAAUGUUAUAUGAAUCAGUACUAGGUGAUGAAAAUGCCCGUGAAAAAUCAAAGUCUGAAGAGAUAAUAGAAUUCAUAGACUAACAACUUUUCUGGUCUCAGUAUUUGUGGCAGUAAUCAGUGGUAUUUUUUUUUAAGAAUGUUUCAUUCAUUCAUUUCCUUUAUUUCCCAUAUAUCCAUACAGAUAACAAACCUAGG
Molecule: messenger RNA, 3020 nt
Organism: Cryptotermes secundus
Lineage: Eukaryota; Metazoa; Arthropoda; Insecta; Blattodea; Kalotermitidae
Gene: ast
Product: protein asteroid
Exons: 4
Coding region: 496-2847 (783 amino acids)
Molecular function (GO): nuclease activity
Source: RefSeq, a predicted model, not a curated record